Paraphaeosphaeria sporulosa is the source of this 1284-nucleotide messenger RNA. RefSeq lists its product as uncharacterized. Bases 354 to 1082 code for a protein of 242 amino acids. The record is from RefSeq and is a predicted model, not a curated record. Lineage: Eukaryota; Fungi; Ascomycota; Dothideomycetes; Pleosporales; Didymosphaeriaceae. The transcript is spliced from 2 exons.
GAAUAGUGUUAGAAUCGGCGAGAGACGGACCUCCCCUGCCGAUUGAGAUCUCUUUUGGAAAGUUUCCUCUGCACGGUCGCCAAUAGCCACAUGCACGACAAGCGUAGCGUGAGCUUGAUGGUUGGGAUAGACGCUAACUUUGAUGAAGGGUCCUAAUGGGUAUGAACGUUGUCUAUCAUCGUGGGAAUGGGAGACAGAGGAUUGAACAGGGUAUAUAAGACUGGGCGGACAGCACAGUGUUUCCGGCAUCAUCAAUAUACUCACCCAGUCAAUCUUUUAGACAACGCAACAGUCACUCUUUCAUCCCACUUACUACACUCUUUAAUUUUCUAAUCUAAUACCCAACAAUCAAGAUGCGUUUCAACUUCGGUCUCGUCGCCCUCUCCGCCCUUUUCGUGGCUUCUUCUGCCGCUCCUACUGCAGCGGUCACCGACCUUUCUGCCGUCCAGGACGUCACCGACCUCUCCGUCGUCAAGGACGUCACCACCAAGCUUCCCGCCGUUGAGGGCGAGCUCAACCGUCGCACAGACAAUGUUGUCUACGAGAAGCUCCAGUACACCCUCGUCGAGGUGAAGAAGCACACCGCCGUCAUCAACUCCACUGUCUCCAGCGUUCACGGCGUUGUCAGCACCGUCGAGAAGACCAAGAUCAUCGCCUCUGUCAAGUCCGAGGUCGUCAUCAUUGUCCAGCUGCUCAGCACCGUCGUUGGCGAAAUCACCGUCCUCCUCACCGAUAUCACCAGCAUCACCGGCGACCUCAAGGACAACAUCAUCAGCGUCGUCGUUGAGCUCCUUGUCGAGAUCCUCCUCACCCUCAACAAUGUCAUCACCGCCUUGAAGAUCACCAUCUUCGAGCUCCUCGGCCCUAUCAUCUUUGCUUUGCUCGCCGUCAUUGUCAACCUCCUCGCUGUUCUUAACGUCAUCAUCGUCGACCUCCUCAAGAUCGUCUUCGGCCUCCUCGGUGGUGUUGCCGGUAUCCUUGUCCACGUCCUCGCUGGCCUCGGUGCCAUUAUCGGUGGUCUCCUCGGUGUUGUUGGUGGUGUCCUCGGCCUCGUCGGCGACAUCGUUGGCUGCAUCUUGUAAAUGUAAAUAUCCUACGACGACCUCACCGAUACGAGUCUAGGGACGGAUGCUGCUUGUGAAAAUAUAGAAAGCCUCAGCAUCCUGUGUCUGCGGGUGGAAGGGACUCCAACCAGGUGGUUUGGGAAGGUGCUAAGAGCUAGCUUCUUCCCGGUUAUAUAAUGCUUGUGUUUACAAUUACGUCUACCAAACUUUGUUUGCCAAC